AUGCCAUUAUUCGAAACUAUAACAGUUGAUAUAGAACAACUAAGAGAGACAGUAUCAAAGAUAUGGGGAGUAGAGAUUGACAAAUGUAUCAAAGCAUCACAGAAUCAUACCUAUCUUGCUAAAGAUGGUGACAAACAAUUCAUACUUCGAAUUACACCCGACCCCAAACAAGAUAGAGAAGCAGCAAUGGAGUUGGAAGUACAAUUCUUACAAUACCUUGUAGAGAAUGGUCUGCCAACAUGUCCACCCAUUCAAAAACUAAAGGGUCAAUCUGAAAAGGAUACAUCUUCAUCAUUGUAUAUCGCCAAGAUUGAUACUUUGUUAUUAGUAGUAUUUAGCUAUGCUGAUGGUGAACCUGUAGUCUAUCAAGAUUGGAAGUGGUUAAAUACAAAAGAGAUUGUUGUUGCUUUGGGUAGAUGGUUCCAUCAACUACACACUCUAUCCAAAAAGUAUUCAGCUACACCGUCAUCAUCAACGGCCACUUGUCUAGCAGCUGCACGUAACUGGCGUAAACUACAUGGUGGUGUACUCGAGACUGUCAUUGUCGACCCACUAGACCAAGCAACUGUCACUGACCCCAACCAAUUUGGUAUCAUUCACGGUGACGUUAAUCCAAGUAACUAUUUUUGGAACGCAGACAUCUCUAUGCCCGUCAUGUUUGAUUGGGAUCAAUUACAAUCAUCUUGGUUCUUGUAUGACCUAUCCGCUCCCAUCUGGGGUGUUGUAGUCCUUGAAAAGUCUGGGUCUGACGGUAAACCAGUCCCAGGUGCUUCAGUCUCUCAAUAUACAGAUUGGCUACUACAAGGUUAUGAAGAACAAGACGGCGGUGUCAAAGUAGACAGACAAGCACUAGAUCGUAUGGUUGUCAUUAGAAGAGAACUCUAUGUCCGAUUCUGUAAACAAGCUAUCGGUGAACUACAAGAUGAUCAUCCAAUAAUAAUGAUCAAUAAUGAUAUUAUAAAAGAUGAUGAUGAUGAUUUAGAGACUGUUGCAACAAAUGUACUAGUAGACGAGGAGCAGCAACAAGAUACAUCCAAUAAACUAGUAGUUUUGGAUAUCAAUUUUACACCAAUAGUAACACAAGAAAAAGAAGAAGAAGAUGAUGAAGCAAAUGCAACAUUGACAGAAAUGUCUAGUAUAUCAUCAUCAAAUUCAUUGGUAUCAGCUGAAGAAACUGAAUUGGAUAAUACCAGUGAUCAAUCAACUACUACUUUACAACCAGAACAACAACAACAAAUAACAAAUGAACAACAACAAAAAGAUCAAAAGAAAACAAUACCAAUUAAUCUUGAUUUCUUGGAUGAUUUGGUUGCAACUGUAAAAGAUUAUAAUAAAUCUUCUACCUCUUCUACCUCGUCUACCUCUACAACUUGUACUUUGAAUGAACAAAUUACACCAUUAUCAUCACCAAGAUUAGAAUAUGUUUCACAUCCAACCAUUGCCAUUUUACCAACAUCAUCAUCACAAGUUGGAUCAUCGUCGUCAUCAUCAUCAUCAUCGUCAUCAUCAUAUGAACCUUAUGAAGUACCAAAGAAAUCUUUACCUCCUAUUCCUCAAACGACAAAUCAUUCAAGAUCACUUUCUACUUCAGUUUUGGAAAAGGAUGAAAAAGAAAAGAAUAAUAUAACUACUGAUCAAUCAACAACUCAACAUCAAUCAACUCCAAAUACUCCAACUUUAUUGGGUGGCCAAAAAUCCAUAUCUACAACUACAACCACAACUAUAUCAACUCCAAUUCCUAAUCCAACUCCAACUCCUACCAAUCCUCCAAUACAACAAAAUUCUGGACCAUCAUUUAUAAAAAGAAUUUUUAGAAGAGAUUCUAGUAAAACAAAUGUUAAAAUUUUAGAAGAAUCUCAACAAAUAACAUCACCACCAACUAUAUCAAGAGAAAAUAGUGGUUCUUCUACCACUUCUACUGCCGCUACGACGGAUGGAUUUUUUAGUUCAAUUGGAAGUUUAUUAUCAAAGUCUGCACCAUCAACACCUGAUGCAAAAAGAAAUCAACAAAAUCAACAAAAUCAACAAAAUCCUUCCAUUGAACCAUUUUCAUUAUUAUCUCCUACUACUACUACUACUCUUACUACAUCACUUUCAUCACUACCAUCAAUGGAGACAUUUGCAAAAUUAAUAGAAAUUAGUGAACCAUUAUCAUAUGAAGUAUUUUUAGAGAAAUUGGAAAGUGCAGCACAUAUAAAAUCAUCGAUUGAUAGUUUUGUUUCCAAACUAAAGAAUCGAAAAGGAUUGGCAAAUGAUGAUCUUCGAGAGGCAUUGAUGGAUUUUGUCUCAAAUACUAUGCAUUCACUUUCCAACGAUGAGAGAUGGGCCAAUUCAACCAACGAUGAAAUGGUCUACACCUCUCAUCAUCUUCAACAAUAUGUCAUUGAAAAAAUCUAUGACUAUGUAUUCCGCGCCACCCAAGACGAAGUUGAAAAGGAUCAAAAGUUGGCAGACACGAUUGCCCACCUCUACUUUAUUCAACCACAUCACCUCGAAAUCAUUGUCAAUGAAUCGAGUGAACCCAUGUGGGACGAGGCUGCUGCUUUUCUUCAAAAAAUCAAUACCACCAAGAGUUGUCGUCACAAAAUGAUGUAUAUCGUAAAAUCUUGUAAAUCUAUUCUAAAUAAUCUUUCAUCUCAAAGCUCUGGUGAAUCUCAUGGUGCAGAUUCUUUACUUCCUCAUUUAAUUUAUGUAGUUUUAAAAUCAAAUCCAACAAAUUUAAAUUCAAAUGUUUCGUUUAUAAGUAAAUUUUCAGAUGCAACAGAUUCUGAAGCAAUUUAUUAUAUGACUCAAUUGGUAUCUGUAAUUUAUUUUAUUGAAAAUAUUAAAGCAGAAUCUUUAAAAAUUGAUAAAAAAGAAUUUAAUAGAUUAAUUGGAAAGAAAAAGAAAGAAGAAGAAGAAGAAGAAGAAAAGGAAGAGGAAGAGAAGAAGAAAAAGAAGAAAAAGAACUUUGAUAAUUUAUCAAGAUCAAUUAUAUUUGAUGAUGGAGCAUUGGCAUCAUUGAUUGAAAUGUUUCCAGAUUGUGAUAAUCAAUAUUUAAUAGAUUGUAUAAAUUAUAUAGAUACUAAACAUCGUCACAAAAAUCCUCCUCAGGGACCAUUGUCUAUUGCAGAAUUGGUAAAUCGUGUCACAAAUAUGAUUGCUGAACAUCAAGGUUAUCUUCAAGUUUCUCCAAAUUUAAAAUUAAGAGGAAAAGGAGAUAAAAAGAAAAAUCAAAAUAAUCAAAAUAAUCAAAAUAAUAUGACAAAAUCAACUUCAUUUCAAUCUUUAAAUAUUAGUAAAGAAAAUAAUAAUAAUAAUAAUCAAAAUAAUAAUACAAUUUCAACAAAUACUGCUUUACAACAACUUUUAGGUCAAAAGGAAAAAGAAGUAGAACAAUUAAAACGUAAAUCCCAAAAUGAUGAAAUGGAAAUAAUAGAGUUGAAAAAGAAAUUACAACAGGCUAGUGCAAAGAAUCGUAAAUCUGGGGAAAUUGAUUUGGCUAGUUUACAGUUUGGCAAUGCAUCGUAUGAUCAAUUGAAAUUGACAGAUCUACCAAAAUUGUUCGAGGAAUAUCAGAAAAUGUUUGCGCUGGUCAAAAAUGUUCAAUCUCUUGAUAACCUUUGUGGCAAAGAGUUAUUUGGCCUACAGCGAAUCCUACGCCGAUUCCUAUACGUAUGGGACCCUUUGGUCACCAUCUAUUUACAAAUCCGUGAUGUUGACAGGUCUGGUGGCAGUCUUUCAGGAUCAACAUUGCUAUUAUGGUCUGUCGGGCCAUAA
This is a messenger RNA of Cavenderia fasciculata, 3759 nucleotides long. RefSeq names its product vacuolar sorting protein 9 domain-containing protein. Gene Ontology annotation, molecular function: guanyl-nucleotide exchange factor activity; small GTPase binding. Gene Ontology annotation, cellular component: cytosol; endocytic vesicle. The record is from RefSeq and is a predicted model, not a curated record. The coding region runs from base 1 to 3759 and encodes 1252 amino acids. Gene Ontology annotation, biological process: vesicle-mediated transport. NCBI's taxonomy places the organism in Eukaryota, Evosea, Eumycetozoa, Acytosteliales, Cavenderiaceae. The transcript has 5 exons.